Hevea brasiliensis (rubber tree) is the source of this 1202-nucleotide messenger RNA. RefSeq names its product expansin-A4. Gene Ontology annotation, biological process: plant-type cell wall organization. The transcript has 3 exons. Gene Ontology annotation, cellular component: extracellular region. Lineage: Eukaryota; Viridiplantae; Streptophyta; Magnoliopsida; Malpighiales; Euphorbiaceae. The coding region runs from base 106 to 882 and encodes 258 amino acids. The record is from RefSeq and is a predicted model, not a curated record.
UUACCUUUCUCCUCACACCCCACAACUCCAAAAUUCCCCAUCUCUCUUUCCCAUACACUUCUCUUCCUCUCUUGUUUUAUAGAGCAUUGGUUAGGGAAGAAACCAAUGGCUGCGAGGGGUGCAAUUGGUAUUGUGUCUUUAGUGCUGUUUUUGACUCUUGUUGAUGCAAGAAUUCCUGGUGUUUACACUGGUGGAUCAUGGCAAAGCGCCCAUGCUACUUUCUAUGGAGGCAGUGAUGCCUCUGGGACAAUGGGUGGUGCUUGUGGGUACGGAAACCUGUACAGCCAAGGCUACGGGGUGAGCACUGCAGCUCUAAGCACAGCCCUGUUCAACAACGGCCUUAGUUGUGGUGCUUGUUUUGAAAUCAAAUGUGCUAAUGAUCCACAAUGGUGCCAUGCCGGUAGCCCAUCAAUCUUUGUCACAGCCACAAACUUUUGCCCUCCUAACUAUGCUCUGCCAAGUGACAAUGGCGGGUGGUGCAACCCUCCUCGUCCUCACUUCGAUCUUGCCAUGCCCAUGUUCCUCAAGAUCGCCGAAUACCGUGCCGGCAUCGUCCCGGUCUCUUAUCGCCGGGUGCCAUGCAGAAAGGGAGGAGGAAUCAGGUUCACCAUCAACGGCUUCCGUUACUUCAACCUUGUAUUGAUCACCAACGUCGCAGGUGCAGGAGAUAUCGUGAAGGCGAGCGUAAAAGGAUCAAAGACUGGAUGGAUGAGCUUGAGUCGUAACUGGGGUCAAAAUUGGCAAUCAAAUGCUAUUUUGGUUGGUCAGUCACUCUCCUUCAGGGUCACAGGCAGUGAUAGACGUACCUCCACUUCCUGGAAUAUUGUCCCUUCAAAUUGGCAAUUUGGCCAAACUUUCACCGGGAAGAAUUUCAGGGUCUAAUUUAGUAAUUUUCCCUCCUAAUAUUUUCCCCUUUUUUUAAUUUUUGGAUUUCUGUUUCCUUUUUAUGGGAAAAGUUGAAAUGGGGAAAAUGCGUUAUUAAGCUUUUAAAAGAGGGUUCUUCCUUUUUUUUUUUUUUUGUUUUUCGGUAAAAGUGAAAAGUUAAAUGUAAGGGAGGAGCUGAGGAGGCUGCAAAGUCAAAUUGCCCGCAGCUUUUAUUUGCCGUGACAUAAUUUAAUAUAUAUACACAUGAUAUUGUAAUUUUCUUCAUUUAGUGCCUAAUUAAUGUGUGGCUAUUGAAAGGUUAAGCAUUUGGUAUCCAA